AUGCGAGGUAAUUCUGGGUUUAGUAGUAGAGGAUAUAGACCUGUUGAUGGCACUUGGGGAAGGACCCAUUUAGGAGAAUGUUGGGGACCGAGAGUGCAGGCUUGUUAUAGAUGUGGGAAACUUGGGCAUUAUGCCAAUGAGUGUGUAGUAGGUAGAGGAGCAUCGAGUACCUACCAUUCAGGAGGACAAAGUAGUGUUGGGGAUAAUGUAGUACCUACACCGACUGGUCGUGGAAGAGGUAAGGGAGGUAAAAGUGCAGCUACAGCAGCAUAUGUCCAUAUUGAAGAUGCGAACCAAUCCUUACCGCAGUUGACCCCGGAUCUAUAUGUUCAUUCAUUUCAUGUGAUUUUUGCAUUGAGAAUGCAUUGUGGCAUUGAAUCUUUAGGUUAUGAUAUUUGUGCUUUGAUGCCUGCUAGAGGAGUAAUGAUGGUUAAUACUAUAGUUCGGACUUGUUCUGUGAUGAUUUGUGGUACAAAUAUGUCAGUAGACCUAAUUGUGAUCAAUUUGCGAGAUUUUGAUGUGAUAUUGGGAAUGGAUUGA
Molecule: messenger RNA, 540 nt
Organism: Ricinus communis (castor bean)
Lineage: Eukaryota; Viridiplantae; Streptophyta; Magnoliopsida; Malpighiales; Euphorbiaceae
Exons: 2
Coding region: 1-540 (179 amino acids)
Molecular function (GO): nucleic acid binding; zinc ion binding
Source: RefSeq, a predicted model, not a curated record